UUAAGGAAUAGGAGAUAGGGUUAGAAUUUAGGAGCUGAUUUUUGGAUUAUCGGAACGCAACCCUGGAAUACUCUUCAAAGCUCUCAGUACUGCAGUCUGCUGUGAUGGCCAAGCUGCAGGCCUUUGAGUUCUGGAGGAAGACCCUGAAGGAAGCCCGAUAUGUGGUGGCCCCCAUGGUGGACCAGAGCGAGCUGGCGUGGCGGCUGCUGAGUCGCAGGCACGGCGCUCAUCUCUGCUACACCCCCAUGCUGCACGCUCAGGUGUUUGUUAGGGACGCUAACUACAGGAGAGAUAACCUCUACAAUGAAGUGUGUGAGGAGGACAGACCGCUCAUCACACAGUUUUGUGCCAAUGAUCCAGAGGUGUUCAUUCAGGCGGCUCUGAUGGCGCAGGACUACUGCGACGCCAUCGACCUGAACCUGGGCUGCCCACAGAUGAUCGCAAAGAGAGGGCAGUAUGGAGCUUUCCUACAAGAUAAGUGGGAGCUGCUAGAGAAGAUGGUCAGGUUAGCCAAUGAAAAGCUCUCGGUGCCCAUUACCUGCAAGAUCCGUGUGUUCGAGGAGAUGGAGAAGACGGUCCGCUACGCCCAGAUGCUGGAAAGAGCUGGCUGUCAGCUGCUGACAGUGCACGGCAGAACCAAAGACCAGAAAGGAGCCAUGACGGGGAUCGCUAACUGGGAGCACAUCAGGGCAGUACGGAAGGCGGUAAAUAUUCCAGUGUUUGCAAAUGGCAACAUUCAGCACCUGAGUGACGUGGAGUGCUGCAUUCAGGAGACGGGAGUACAGGGAGUCAUGAGCGCAGGUAUUGUUUCACAUUACAUGUUAAUAAGUGAUCUUCUAUAAUGUACAUUCAUGCUCAGGCUAUGCGUU
This is a messenger RNA of Notothenia coriiceps (black rockcod), 869 nucleotides long. Its product is annotated as tRNA-dihydrouridine(16/17) synthase [NAD(P)(+)]-like. Lineage: Eukaryota; Metazoa; Chordata; Actinopteri; Perciformes; Nototheniidae. The transcript is spliced from 7 exons. Gene Ontology annotation, biological process: tRNA processing. Gene Ontology annotation, molecular function: flavin adenine dinucleotide binding; tRNA dihydrouridine synthase activity. Bases 105 to 842 code for a protein of 245 amino acids. The record is from RefSeq and is a predicted model, not a curated record.